Eriocheir sinensis (Chinese mitten crab) is the source of this 1565-nucleotide messenger RNA. RefSeq lists its product as uncharacterized. The record is from RefSeq and is a predicted model, not a curated record. Lineage: Eukaryota; Metazoa; Arthropoda; Malacostraca; Decapoda; Varunidae. The transcript is spliced from 3 exons. The coding region runs from base 73 to 1101 and encodes 342 amino acids.
AUAAGCAGCAGUAUAAAAUGACCGUUCUCUUCAUUGGGUGAGCUAUUACUGGUUGCACACCGCCGACUAAUCAUGGGUUCAUCAAUCAAGAACAGCUCACCUCCUCUCCACCUCCUCCUCCAACCCCUACUCCUCCUCCUCCUCCUUGGGCAAUCCUCAGCAUUAUCCUCAGAUGGGGUUCAAGUUGGUGCCCUUCCUGUCUCACUACCCAGAGCAUCUUUAUUCCAUACCCACAAUGCUGCCCCAUCCUCCUCAUUGUCAUUCCCCUCCUCUUCCUCCUCCUCAUCUUCCUUCGCUGCGCUGCAAGAGGAAGACGACGUUGAAGCAGAGAAGGCUGAGGAGAGAGAAGAAACACUUGUCUGCAUUCUGAGCAAUAUGGACAUGGCGUUGCUUCAGGCCAAGAUCACGAGGGAGAUGAUCGAUGAGUUUAAGGAUACCUAUACGUUGAGCAAGUUUAACCAGACGUGGACAGACUUGGACAGCUUCUUACCCUUGGAGAUUGACGAGGCCACGUUGGAAGUAUGCAGUGUGGAGCAGACCUGCGCCAUGGUGCUUCCCUCCCUCUCGCCGCUCUCCAAGCCGCCGCCAGCUACGGACAGCGACGCCGCCAAGUCACUGGUGGAGAUCUCCAGCCACAUCUUCCGCUUCAUGUACGCCUACGAGCAGCUAGUUAUCGACCAAUCCAUCACCAAGGACAAAUUUGCGAAGGAGAUGAAUGAUGCUUACAUCAACCACGACCAGCUCUCCAUUCUGUUAGAGAAGGUGCUGGAGUCUUGCGGGCAGACGCCGAACUUCUCUGACCUUGUUGCACUGGACGGCAAGAUGCAUGUGACCACCAGCACCCCGCGGACUGACCUUCGAGGCUUCAGUACCCUCCGCCAGAGUCUUCAAUGCCUCGACCUCCUGGAAAAUAUGUUUGGAGAGAAAGUUAAGCUGCUGGAAAAGGUGGUGGAGGAAAUAGAGAAUGAGGAGGAGGAAGAAGAGGAGGAGGAGAUUCGAAGGAGGAAUAGGAGGAUGAGGAGGAAGGGUGGCCGCUUCAGUAAGAAUGGGAAGAGCAAGAAGGGGAGGAAGAGUAGGAGGAGGAGGCACCAUCUUGAGUAGGAAGACGACAUGAGGAAAAGUAAGAUGAGAUUUUGUUGAUGAUGUAGUGCAUGCACGUAGAAUUGUUGGAACACACACACACACACACACACACACACACACACACACACACACACACACACACACACACACACACACACACACACACACUCUCUCUCUCUCUCUCUCUCUCUCUCUUUUUACCUGACGACCUUUUACUCUCAUUACAAAAUUACAGUGCAAAAUUCCGUCGUAAAUUAUUAUUACUUUUAGCUGAUAGAUAGAGCAAAAUUUUAAUUAACAUUCUUUAUUACUCAAAGUGACGCCUAGAACCUUUUCAUUAUCAUGUUCAGUCACUUAUUUAUCUGGUAUAAUAUUUAUGGAUAUUUAUUGACGUACGUUAUUUAUUUUAUCUAUGUAUUUAUUGUCUAACUUAAGGCUUUUUGUACUAUGUGAUUGGAAAUAUUAAUUGGCGAAACAUGUAA